Messenger RNA from Lethenteron reissneri (Far Eastern brook lamprey), 5639 nucleotides. Its product is annotated as FH1/FH2 domain-containing protein 1-like. Gene Ontology annotation, cellular component: cytoplasm; cytoskeleton. The record is from RefSeq and is a predicted model, not a curated record. Gene Ontology annotation, biological process: cortical actin cytoskeleton organization. NCBI's taxonomy places the organism in Eukaryota, Metazoa, Chordata, Hyperoartia, Petromyzontiformes, Petromyzontidae. Gene Ontology annotation, molecular function: actin filament binding.
GAGAGAGAGAGACACACACGAGAGAGACACACACGAGAGAGAGAGAGAGACACACACGAGAGAGAGAGAGACACACACACGAGAGACACACACACACACGAGAGACACACACACGAGAGACACACACGAGAGAGACACACACGAGAGAGAGAGAGAGACACACACACGAGAGACACACACACGAGAGAGACACACGAGAGAGAGAGAGAGACACACACGAGAGAGACACACACACGAGAGAGACACACACGAGAGAGAGACAUGGAAGAUUUGGAGGAGCUGCUGUGCCGGGUCCAGUUCAUAGACGACACGGACCCCUUCAACAGCACCAACUUCCCGGAGCCAUCGCGGCCCCCAGACGUCCACUUCGCGCUGCACGUGGCCGUGGGCGAGCAGCUGAUCGCCAUCCACCGCCUCCUGCGCCCGCCGCACGAGCUGGACGACUGUGCCCUGCAGCUUUCGCACUGGUCCAUGUACCUGGAUCCCGAGUGCACGUUGGCCGAGCAGAUUGAGGACCUCGAUGGCUUCCAAGAACAAAAUGGGAAGGUUAAAAAGCACACUGUUAUCCUGCGCACCAAGCUGUCAGUCCGUGUGCACGCCUGCAUCGAGAAGCUGUACAAUUGCAGCGGCCGUGAAUUAAGGAGAGCGCUGUUCGCAUUAAAACAGAUAUUUCAGGACGACAAGGAUCUGGUGCACGAGUUUGUGAAUGCCGAGGGCUUGACGUGCCUUAUUAAAGUGGGCACCGAGGCAGACCAGAACAACCAGAGCUACAUCCUCAGAGCUCUCAGCCAGAUCAUGCUCUUUGUGGACGGGAUGAAUGGCGUCAUCGCUCACAACCUUACCGUGCAGUGGCUGUACGAGCUCACCGCCAGCGACUCGCGCCUGGUGGUCAAGACGGCGCUCAAGCUGCUGCUCGUGUUCGUGGAGUACACGGCCACCAACCCGCGGCUGCUCAUCCAGGCCGUCGGCACCGUGGACCGGCGACGUGGCGCCAAGCCCUGGUGCAACAUGAUGGCCUUGCUGAGCGAGCGAGACAGCGGCGAUCCCGAACUCCUGGUCAUCGCCAUGACGGUCAUUAACAAGACACUGGUGUCCCUGCCCGAUCAAGACUCGUUCUACGACAUGACCGACUGGCUCGAGGCCCAGGGCAUGGAGGACAUUGUGAAGAACCACUUGAGCACAAAGACGUCCAACCCAGAGUUCGUGGAGCAGUUGCACGCCUACGAGACGGCGCUCAACCUGGAGGACGGCGAGGAGGAGUCCCGGCGGGAGCGGCGCCGACUCACCCCCGGCGGCGACGCAGACUCGGUGGACCGCGGCACCCGCGGCAACCGUCGCCGCUCGGGGCAGCCGCCCGCCUCCCCCUCCUCCGCGGCCUCCCCCAAAAGCCUCCCCGGCGGAAGCCUCCGCUCCGAGGCCGCCCCGGCGACGGAUUCUGCGUACUCAUCACUGCCGGUCCCGAUGUCGCCCGCCAAGGACUACAUCGGCUCGCGCGUGUCCGCCAACGGGAGGCGGUUUUUCGACAGCUCUGGCAGCGUCGAGGCGGACGCGGCGACGGAGAGGAGCAGCCCGGUGUCGCGGCGACGGCGCGAGUCGUGGGCCACCCAGGGGGGGGCCACCCAGGGAGGGGGCAACGGGCGGGCUGCCGUGUCCCCCGGCGUCGCGGAGUGCUUGGUGGACGGCGUCCCCGCUGCUGGUGGGCCGGAGGGCCGGUGGAGGGGGGCGGUCGAGAGGAGGCUGCCUGAGCCGGGGAGCCCUCUGGGAGCAGCGCCCUGCCGGAAUGACGCACAGCGGCAGGGCUUCAAUUCCAUCACGCGGCCCCGCGAUAUGAACACGGACUCCGGCCGGACGGGGAGACAGGCGGAGGCGGACGAGGGGACGUGCUCUGUGAGCCGGGGAAACGUGACGAUCGCGGGUCGCCGGCCAGCGGUGCAGAGGGAACGGGAAGAUGGGAGCGAUCCCCUGAGCCCGAUCUCCGGCCAGAAGCGGUUUGUGCUCGACGUGCUCUACGGCGGCAAGCCGGCGGGGCCGGCGGCCCCCGUCGGCGCGUCGUCCGGCGACCGUCGGCGCGGCGAGACGCCGGUGCGCUCGCCGAGCCGGGACGGGGCGCCGAGCCGGGACGGGGCGCGCGCCUCCCGUCCGUCGUCCCGGACGGACGAGGGCGCGGCCUCGAAGAGCAGGAGCGAGCCGCGGGACGGGCCGGCGUCGCAGCACUCGGACAAGGCGGAGUGGGACGACGCCCGGGGGUCGCCCGGGGACGGUGCGCCGCGCAGGAGCUCGUGGAAGUCGGGCGAGGCGAGCAGCCCGGAGCCGCGCUACUCGGCGCGGCUCUCGGCGAGCCGGCCGGAGGAGACCCCGACCGACCCGCGGCCGCAGAGGAUGAGGGCGCGGCUCUUCGUCGACGAGGAGGACGAGGAGGUGAGGAAGAGGUGCGAGGCGGAGCGGAAGGCGAUCCUGGAGCGGACUGGGAUCAAGGGAAUCAGCAGCCGCAUCGCCACGCUGCAGAGCUCCGACAGCGAGACCGCCAGGGCAAAGCCGACGGUGGAGAAACCAGAAAUCCUCACCAGCGUGCGAACCCAGGUGGGAAGGUUUGGUUUGCCGCCCGCCGAAACUCCGCGCUCGCCCACUCGCGUGAUCCGUAAAACCGAACCGGCGCCCAUCUCUGAGGCGCUCGCUCAGAGGCACGGAGCGCACGAGGCCAGCUCGCUGGCCCGACUCGAGGAGGACCACACCUGGGACCAGCUGGCAGUCCAGCCCAAGGUGCUGCGGAUCAAGGACAUGGACUUCACGGACCUGCGCGACGAGGAUGACAGGGACGUGCUGCGGCUGGAGCAGCAGGCGUCCCUGUCCGCGUCCCCCGUGCCGAUGCCGCCGCCCCCGCAUGACGGCGCCGCCCCGCCUCCCCCCCCUCCGCCGUUGCUGCUGGGCUCCUCGCCGCCGCCUGCGAUGGGAAGGAGCGAAUCGUCGUGGCCGAACGCCUCUCGAUGUGCGGCGAACAGCUCCGAGAGUUCGGCUCCACCGCCACCACCGCCACCACCGCCGCCCUCGUCACUCGCUCCUCCCCCUCCUCCGCCACCCCCCAUGCCUGGAAGAGCGUCGCUGAACGCCCCCGUGCAGGACUCGAUGAAGAAGGUGAAGACCGUGCGCUUGUUUUGGCAGGAGGUGCAGUCGACGCGGCUGAACGUGAGCAGCGCCCGCUACGGCCGCGACACGCUGUGGAGCCAGCUGCAGCCCGUGGAGGUGGACGGCUCCCGCCUGGAGCACCUCUUCCAGUCGCGCACCAAGGAGCACCUCUCCAGCAAGAUAACCACGAUCGACGUGAAGAAGCAGGAGCUCAUGCUGCUGGACCACAAGAGAAGCAACGCCAUCAACAUCGGGCUCACCACUCUGCCGCCGCCCAGCAUCAUCAAGGCCGCCAUCAUCACCUUCGACGAGUUCGCCCUCAACCGGGAGGGCGUGGAGAAACUUCUCAUGAUGAUGCCCACGGACGAGGAGAAGCGGAGGAUCACGGAGGCGCAGAUGGCGAACCCCGACAGGCACCUAGGCUCCGCCGAGCACUUCCUCUUCAUGCUCUCCUCCAUCAGCGAGCUGUCGGCCCGCCUGCAGCUUUGGGCCUUCAAGCUCGACUACGAGGCGAUGGAGAAGGAGGUGGCCGAUCCGCUGAUGGACCUCAAGGACGGGAUCGAACAGUUGCGCAAGAACUACACGCUGAAAUGCAUCCUGUCCACACUGCUCGCCAUCGGCAAUUUCCUCAACGGAAGCAGUGCGAAGGGCUUUGAGCUCUCCUACCUGCAGAAGGUCCCCGAGGUGAAGGACACGGUGCACAAGCGCUCGCUGCUCUACCACAUCUGCAACGUCGUGGUGGAGAAGUUCCCCGAGGCUUCCGACCUCUACUCCGAAAUCGGAGCCAUCACGAGAAUAGCAAAGGUCGACUUUAACCAACUGGCGGAGAAUCUGGCGCAGCUGGAGCGACGCUGCAAGGCUUCGUGGGACCACCUGAAGGCCGUGGCCAAGCACGAGGCGCGGGCCCAGCUCAAGACGCGGCUGUGCGACUUCCUGCGCGACUGCGCCGAGCGAGUCGCCGUCCUCAAGGCCGUGCACCGCCGGCUCGACAACCGGUUCCGCGCGUUCCUGCUCUACCUGGGCUACUCGGUGGCGGCGGCACGGCACGAGACGGCGACGCGCUUCUGCGGCGUGCUCAGCGAGUUUGCGCUCGAGUACCGCACGGUGCGCGAGCAGGUCCUCGCCCAGCGCCUCAAGCGCGAGAACGUGCGCCAGCGUAUCAAGACGCGCGGCAAGAUGAUCACCGAGAUGGGCCACUUUUCCUUCGACAUGGAGACGGAGGCGACCGCCUCGGCGGAGAGCGGCUCCCCCUCUGUGGCCGAGCACUGCAAGGCCCACGACGACAUGACCUCCCUGCUCAUGGUGGACGACGGCACGCCCUCUUCGCUGAUGCGGCGAUCCCGAACACGCAGCAAUGCACGGACGAGCAAAAUGAGCCCGGCUCCAUCGCAAGAGGACCUGCUGGCCACGGAGGACGACACGACCGAGAUGCUGGACUGCAUCGUGCGCUCGUCCAUGCAUGCGCCCGUGCAGCGCGCCACGCCCAAGGAGCGCAAGCGCUCGCGCGCCAACCGCAAGUCCAUUCGGCGAACGCUGAAAUCGGGACUGUCGUCGGAAGAAAAAAGAGCAUUGGGCAUACAAGAGGCGCAAGGAGUGAAGGUUUGAGAGAUUCGCACAUUCGAACUCGCCGAGCAACCGAGCCUCAUGCACCGUGCCCUCGAGGAGACCGCUGGCAGUCGUUGGGCGCACGAGAGAGGUGUGUGCCGGCAUUCCAGCGCCGUGCCACCAGGACAACGCCGCCGUCGCAGCACCUGAUCGAAGCGGCGUCCGCGUCGGUCCUCUUAGAUGUAGCGCAGCCAUCGUGCGAGCCAGCGUUUGAAUAUUUGGUAUUAAAAACAAACACCCCAGAUGUUUUGUCGUCCAAAAUCUGAGCGGCAUAAUUAAAAAUUAAUCGCAGAAUUGCACUCUUGAAUUACCGUCAAUAUAAAUCUUGUGCGUACACGCGCGCAAGCACAAAGGAGCCUGACUAAACAGAUGGAAGUAUUUAAACGUUGCCUCUGUUACUGUUCAAUGUGUGGCACUUUGCUGUGGCCCAUUCAAAAUGACUGUGGAAACUAUUACUUGUUUAAGUUACAAAUGCAAAGAGAUUAUAAGCUACUUUAUGAGCGUAAUACAGAUGUAAGGUGAAAAGGCAUUGUGGGAAAUUUAGUGAUACACUGUGCAAUUAGCAUUGUUUCCUGUGAUUGAAUGGCAAUAAGCUAAAUAGCGUUUAUGUGCCAAUACUUUAGCGCAGCACAAAUGCAGCAAUUUAUAAAGACACAAAUGAAAGGUCAAGCGCUAUUUAUGUUGUCCGUUCCAGAGAGAACACUUUGUUUUAUUUUCUAUUAAAUUCACACAUUACAGUUCACCCAGAGAUGGGUGUUCAUUUUCAAAUGCUAAUUUUAUAGCGGUGGUUACAUCGUUUAAAGAAUAUCAGUUGCUUUUGUGAUACAAGUGCAUGUAAUACUAUCGUACUAUUAAUGCUCAGUUGUUUUCAGUACUGUGAUUGGGAAGUAAAUAAAUUAACAUUCUGGAUA